UGCCCGGGGCCCGGCGGCCCGGCGGACGGGCGAGCAGCGGGCGAGGCCUUGCGUGGCGUAGCCCGGGCUUAGCCCCGGGCUGCUCGUACCGGCCGCGCCAUUGUUGGGGGAGGGGGUACUGCUGAGCGCGGCGGAGUCCGUGGACUAGCGAAGGCGUCGACAGCGGCGAGGAGUGGAAUCGCCCCAUGGGGAACACGCUGACCUGUUGCUUGUCCCCUAAUGCCAGCCCCAAGCGGGGCCGGCGCUCGGGGGUGGCGGAGCCGGACUUCGAGUCUGAGGUCUAUGAGGUGGCGGCCGGGGACGCCGUGGCAGUCGCACCAGCGCCGGCUGCCCCAGAGCCCACCGAGUUGGAUUUCGGAGCCGGCGAGGGCCACCACCUGCAGCACAUCAGCGACCGGGAGAUGCCCGAAGAUUUAGCUUUGGAAUCAAACCCUUCUGACCAUCCAAGGGCAAGCACAAUUUUCCUGAGCAAAUCUCAAACGGAUGUGCGAGAAAAGAGGAAGAGCAACCAUUUAAAUCAUGUAUCUCCAGGGCAGCUCACUAAAAAAUAUAGCUCAUGCUCAACAAUAUUUCUAGAUGACAGCACAGUCAGCCAGCCUAAUCUUAGAACCACAAUAAAAUGUGUGACCUUAGCAAUAUAUUACCACAUAAAGAACAGAGAUGCAAAUAGAUCCUUGGAUAUUUUUGAUGAGAGAUCACAUCCACUCACACGAGAAAAGGUUCCAGAGGAAUAUUUUAAGCAUGAUCCUGAACACAAAUUGAUUUACAGAUUUGUUCGAACUUUUAGUGCUGCACAGCUAACAGCUGAAUGUGCAAUAGUAACUUUGGUUUACUUAGAAAGGCUUUUAACUUAUGCUGAAAUCGACAUUUGUCCAACCAACUGGAAAAGAAUUGUUUUGGGAGCCAUUCUUCUUGCCUCCAAGGUUUGGGAUGAUCAGGCUGUAUGGAAUGUGGACUACUGCCAGAUCCUCAAGGACAUUACCGUCGAGGACAUGAAUGAGAUGGAAAGGCAUUUUUUGGAGCUACUUCAGUUUAAUAUUAAUGUUCCUGCCAGUGUUUAUGCCAAAUACUACUUUGACCUUCGCUCCUUGGCAGAUGACAAUGACGUGAUUUUUAUGUUUGCUCCUCUUAAUAAAGAAAGAGCACAAAACCUAGAGGCCAUUUCUAGAUUGUGUGACGACAACGAUUACAAAGACAUAUGUAGAGCUGCUAUGAGAAGGUCUUUCAGUGCUGAUAACGUCAUUGGUAUUCAGCGCUCUAAUGCCAUCAUUUCUUAAG
Molecule: messenger RNA, 1278 nt
Organism: Rhinolophus ferrumequinum (greater horseshoe bat)
Lineage: Eukaryota; Metazoa; Chordata; Mammalia; Chiroptera; Rhinolophidae
Gene: CCNYL1
Product: cyclin Y like 1
Biological process (GO): regulation of cyclin-dependent protein serine/threonine kinase activity; regulation of canonical Wnt signaling pathway
Cellular component (GO): plasma membrane
Molecular function (GO): cyclin-dependent protein serine/threonine kinase activator activity; protein kinase binding
Source: RefSeq, a predicted model, not a curated record